AUGAGGGUUAAGAAAGACUACAGUUAUCUGCCACUAGACACCACAUCACCACAUCGCCUUACCGCUGUCCUCCGCAUCACUUCUCCCGCAAGAGAACUCACCGCGCACGGAAAAAAUAUGUCUCUCACAUCUGUCCUCUCUGCUGAUGCCAUUGACAGUGCUCUCAAGGACUGCCAAGCUCCAGACUCCUUCAGCCACAAGAAGUUUUUCCAGCUGUGUGGCCUCUCCAAGAAGAGUGCAGCUGAGGUGAAGAAAGUCUUCGCCAUCCUGGACAAUGACAACAGCGGCUUUAUUGAGGAGGAAGAGCUGAAGUUCUUUCUGCAGCGGUUUUCCCCUGGUGCUCGGGCCCUCACAGAUGCCGAGACCAAAGCCUUCCUGCGCGCUGCCGAUUGCGACAGCGAUGGCCGAAUUGGAGUAGAUGAGUUCCAAACCAUGGUUUUGUCAUAA
Molecule: messenger RNA, 447 nt
Organism: Knipowitschia caucasica
Lineage: Eukaryota; Metazoa; Chordata; Actinopteri; Gobiiformes; Gobiidae
Source: the annotation of a GenBank genome assembly